AAUACAUCGGUCUUGAAGCGAGAUUGCGCACGAAGUGGCUCUUCUCUCAUCCAUCACCACUCAAAUUUGUUUUUAUUUCAAUUUUGAUGUAUAAGUUAAGUCAGGAGUGGUUGAGGAAGUGAUAACCGGGCUCAAAUACAAGAAUUCGUGGCGACCCGUAAGCAAGCAUAACCUUGAGCUUGUUCGUCGUUGGAGGAAGGCAUACCGAAUACAACCUACAACUUGGAAGAGCAAGAUCAAGAUACAUCAACAUUGACAUGGGAUUGAAGAUGUGUUCUUGCCUCAACUUCUUUUUACCAAGCUCAACCUUUCUCAGAAAUUGAAAUUGAGGGCGAUGCAGCAAAUAUUUAUCUAUUCCAUUUCCCAAAUCCACUUGUUUUCAUAGAUAUGCAGCAUACACGCUUAUGAUGCUUGCUUGGGUCGGACAGAAACUUUGUCGACUGCUACGAAAGCCACCUGUUCUGGCUUUUAUCUUGCUGUUGUCACUAAUCUAUUGUUUAAUGAGCUUGCUUGAUCAGAGGCUGCUGACCCUGUCCAGCUCAGACCCAGAUGACCCGGCCGCGCGCCCUCCGAUCAACCCGUCUCUGAUCCUGGAGUCGGUCCGCCCGGACAGCAACACGACCGACGAUCCCGGCCCGGUGGCGCUCAGCUGCCGAAACUCAGUCCAGGGCAUCGAGCUCAUCGCCGACGACAGAGGUCACGUGUGUGAACGGCGGCACCUGGUGAGCACUGGCUGCUGCGACACGGAGAUACCGUCCACGCGGCGGUACCAGUGUGACUCGUGCUCGGAGCACGGCUGCUGCAGCGUCUACGAGCACUGCAUCUCCUGCUGUCUCCACCCGGACAAGAAGCCGCUGCUGCACACGGUUCUCGGUAAGGCGUCCCAGCACCGGUACAACCUGGUCUACUCGUCCGUGACGGACCAGUUCGAGCUGUGUCUGACCAAGUGCCGCACCAGCUCACUGAGUGUGCUCCACCAGAACGUCUAUAGGAACGCGCGCAUGAAGUUCUGCUACGGUGUGAUGGCGCCGCCCCUGGACAGGACUGAGUGAGUGAGACGGGACUGAGCGACUGCCCCGGGCAGAGCGGUAUCCGUGCGUCUGCCGACCGCAGGCAGAGUGAUGGGGUAGGGAGGGCUGGCCGCCAUCGGGCUGCUGCUGCUGAAGGUACAAAUCUCGCCGACCGCUGGACGUCGUCCUACUGUGCUGAGUGGUGGAGCCCAGUGACGCCGCUGAUCGCGGUCGGCUAAUGAACUCCCAGAGACGGCGGCUCUGCGGUCUCUGUCCUGGUCACAACACUGUGAUGCCGCGUACCCGAGCGGCGGGGACUGUCCUCCGCUGCUCUGAGGACACCCAGCGUGUGCGCGGGGUCCGCCGCCCGCUGCCGUUAUGAAGUCAGUGCCGCGGGCCUCGAUCGGCCUCAGCGGCCCCUCUGGUGAUCGGUGCCAAAGUUUUACACGACACUCCCGGCCGCCUGCGCUGCGGGCUGGAGGAAUGAAUGGUGCUGGUUUUAGGUUGAAGGUUCUUUAGUCGGCUGAUAAUGUCUCUGGUUCGGCGCUGCAGCCUUUCUGAGUAGAACCUCAAUCCUACACGAUGCGCUAUUGCCAGUCGUCCCACGCACCGUUACGUCGUUUUUACACGCUACUGUAGAACAUUCCUUUUAUUCGGCGCAAGAGCUUAUUUCGUUUUGCGACACUCACCACUGGUGUGUAUGUUUGUGACCAGGCGAUCUGCUGGGUUAACGUGGACUACUUGCGUGUCAUGUGGACACUUCUGCUAUUCGCAUUGUUAUCAGUUAUCGAGCUGCGUGCAAUCUCCGUUGCGGUACUGAACGUUUUAACCUGUGACUCGAGGUGAUCUGGUAGAGACAGCCCCUGCGCUGCUCAAUGCCCACUGCGAUAAUAAACAUUAGAGUAUACGUCAUUACUCCCAUGUCCAGUGCGAUAAUACACAUAUUGAUGAAUCUACAA
This is a messenger RNA of Amphibalanus amphitrite, 1969 nucleotides long. RefSeq names its product SREBP regulating gene protein-like. Gene Ontology annotation, biological process: positive regulation of SREBP signaling pathway. Lineage: Eukaryota; Metazoa; Arthropoda; Thecostraca; Balanomorpha; Balanidae. The record is from RefSeq and is a predicted model, not a curated record. The coding region runs from base 405 to 1052 and encodes 215 amino acids. The transcript has 4 exons.